Messenger RNA from Osmerus eperlanus (European smelt), 3225 nucleotides. Its product is annotated as cell surface glycoprotein 1-like. Lineage: Eukaryota; Metazoa; Chordata; Actinopteri; Osmeriformes; Osmeridae. Gene Ontology annotation, cellular component: extracellular region; membrane. The record is from RefSeq and is a predicted model, not a curated record. The transcript has 12 exons. Gene Ontology annotation, biological process: lipid transport; lipoprotein metabolic process. Gene Ontology annotation, molecular function: lipid binding. Bases 406 to 3072 code for a protein of 888 amino acids.
AAGGCAAACGCUACAGCUUUAUGUCGAAUCUACAAUUCAUAAAACAUUACAUUUGCAUUUUAACAUCUCUGGUUAAUAGUUUGUAGCCACGGAAUUGCAUGUCAUGGAAGGAAGACAUGUACACUUUCUGGUCUGUCAAGAAAAGUCUAUCAGUCUCCGUGAAGCGGAGCAAGGAGAUCGCGCCUCAACGUCUAUGUAACUUUUUUCUGAUCUUUUGUUCCCGAGCAGGAGCCGGCACAACUGUUUGUCAAGAAUGCGUUGGUGAAUUAGUAGCACACUAAGACAUCUCCUCUCGACAACAGGUGUUUCAUAACGCAGGAGAGUCGUUCAGAGUUCAGCUGGCUGAGAGAGGACGGCCACCCGGGAGGAAACAAAAAUCCCGUCGAAGACUCGCAGGAUAAAGACAUGGCAACGCCCACCAUACGCCCCAGGACCAAGUACAUGGUCAAGUCAUUGACCACAGACCUGCCAGCCUCCGCUAAAGACCCAGAAGAAAACAAGUUCAGUCUCUCAGGAAGAAGCCAGUCAGUUAACCAGGAGAGACUUCUGCCAGCCUGCAGCCCAGACCCAGGUUCCCAGCCCCAGAGCAGCCCAGCUCCAGCCUUCCAGCCCCAGAGCAGCCCAGCUCCAGCCUUCCAGCCCCAGAGCAGCCCAGCUCCAGCCUUCCAGCCCCAGAGCAGCCCAGACCCAGGCUCCCAGCCCCAGAGCAGCCCAGCUCCAGCCUUCCAGCCCCAGAGCAGCCCAGACCCAGGCUCCCAGCCCCAGAGCAGCCCAGCUCCAGCCUUCCAGCCCCAGAGCAGCCCAGCUCCAGCCUUCCAGCCCCAGAGCAGCCCAGCUCCAGCCUUCCAGCCCCAGAGCAGCCCAGCUCCAGCCUUCCAGCCCCAGAGCAGCCCAGACCCAGGCUCCCAGCCCCAGAGCAGAGCCCCGAGCCCUGCUCUCACGGAGACGUCCACAGAGAGUGAUCAUCAGAAUAUUCCAGAAGAUCCCCGGCCCCCCGGUCCUGUUUAUCCUCCUCCACUCCGACCCAAGACUGUGCCUUCCUUUAAAAACACUUCCUCUGCUACAAUCGGGGACUGUGGUCAGCUUAAAAUGUCUAAUGAGCAGGAUAUGAAGCAGUCUUCAGAUGCGUGUGGUGUUCAGCAGUCUUCAGAUUCGUGUGGUGUUCAGCAGUCUUCAGAUGCGUGUGGUGUUCAGCAGUCUUCAGAUGCGUGUGGUGUUCAGCAGUCUUCAGAUGCGUGUGGUGCGAGGUCUCCGUCCCCACUUCCUCCUCUCCGUCCAGAGCUCCGCCCACCUCUUCCCCGGUCCUGCUCCACCCCUUCUCAGCUCCCGUACGAGAGAACUCUGCCACAGACGGAGUGUAGCCCUCAGACCAGGCCUCUUCGUCCUGCACAUCCACCCCCAGGCCCACACAAAGCAGAUUCCCUCGAUAGUACCUUUGAUGAAAUGAGGACCACAAGUGGGAUGCCCUCAGACACAAGCCACGGCAGGCCUCCACGUUCUCCCCGCCCCCCCCUUCCAGCCCUGCCCCCCUCCCCCUCGCUGCUCCGCCCCCCCCGUCCAGCCCUGCCCCCCUCCCCCUCGCUGCUCCGCCCCCCCCGUCCAGCCCUGCCCCCCUCCCCCUCGCUGUCCCGCCCCCCCCGUCCAGCCCUGCCCCCCUCCCCCUCGCUGUCCCGCUGCCCCUCAGUGUACGAAGCCCCGCCUCUUCUAACGGAGUCUCUACUGGAGGAUUCAGGAGGCUUCCUGUACCCUGCCAGACCAGCUCCUCCUGUUCCUAUUAGCACUGUGUCCAGCCCCGUCCAUGACCAGGCAGGCUAUGACUCCCCCAGCAAAACCCAGACCAGUAGAACCCAGACCAGUAGAACCCAGACCAGCAGAACCCAGACCAGCAGAACCCAGACCAGGACUGAGAAGCCUGCCAAUGCAAGAGGAAACUAUACGUCUGUGCGUCCUGUUAUUCCUCCACCACCUCUGUUCAAUCCCCCACCUCCACCUGCAAGCAGCAGACUGCUCCUUCAAUGUCCACCUGCCAUGGACCAGACCUACCAUACCGAGUCAGUGUACAGUGAGAUAGACGAUUCCCCCUACCUGCACGUUCUGUCUGAGGAGAACGACCUCCAGCCAUCCAGCAGUGUGUACAGGUCAACAAUAGGAUCGACGACACAACACUUGCAGUCACAGCCACGGUCCCGUUAUCAGAACAGAGGCGUCUCUCCUUGCCCUGCUGUGUCUGAGAACACGGAGGAUUUUGAAAGUCUUCUGAGAUGGAUGAGGACCAUGGGAAACAGGGAAAUCAUUCCUCCAUUGCUGUAUGGUGUCAGCAUAGAGCAGGAAAUAAGGGAAGUCAACCAGAGGGCUCUGCAUUUGAAGAAAGCCUUCCGCCUCUUCAACUACCUCCUGAUUAAACGCAGCGACGCCCUGCGCAGCCACAUCUCCGACCUCAACAGCCUUGCCGACUGCCUGGUCAAGGUCCAGAAGAAAACCCAAACCAUGGGCAUUGCCGGGGGCACCGUGGGGGCCGUGGGAGGGGUGACUGCCAUCGUGGGCAUCGCCCUGGCACCGAUGACCAUGGGCGCCUCCCUGAUCGCCACCGCUGUGGGGGCGGGCAUGGUGGUCUCCGCCGGCGGCAUGGGCGCCAAGGCAGCGCAGGCCAGCAGGAAGGGCAGCAUGGUGGACAGGGCGAGGGUGGAGAAGGUGGUGUGGCGCUACAAGGCUGACAUCACAGACAUGGAGCACUGCCUCUCCUUCAUCCUGGCCGGCGUGGAUGUGCUGAGGAGACACAACGUCACCAGGCUCCAGAGCGCCGGGGCAGAGCCUGAGGCUCUGAGGCUGGCCACACUGGCACACACUCUGACCCCUGGCAGCACGCACACCAGCGGGUCAUCCGACACUCUGUUCCAGAUGUUUAGAAAGGACAUGGACCAGUACUUUGUAGGGAAGGACGGCCAGAGGCUGAAGAGGGGUACUGAGACUACAUUUUCCUGCCAACUGCGCCUGUUUGCUCAUGGACUACAGGCACAGCUUGAUGAAAUGUGCAGUGUCUGGGAAAGAUUAACAUUUUUGGCCAGUGUAUGAAGGUCUGUGUGUGCAUGUGGGUGUACCUGUGUGUGUGUAUAGGAAUUCAUGUCUGCAAUUGUAUGUGCGACCAUGAAGUGUUAGAGGACAUGGAAAUACACUUUUUUAGCUCUGAUAAGAGAACUAGUAUCUGUUACAAGGUCGUUUAAAAUU